Messenger RNA from Bombus huntii, 3473 nucleotides. It is a transcript of the gene MED24, whose product is annotated as mediator of RNA polymerase II transcription subunit 24. Gene Ontology annotation, cellular component: mediator complex. Lineage: Eukaryota; Metazoa; Arthropoda; Insecta; Hymenoptera; Apidae. The transcript is spliced from 9 exons. The record is from RefSeq and is a predicted model, not a curated record. Gene Ontology annotation, molecular function: transcription coregulator activity. The coding region runs from base 414 to 3413 and encodes 999 amino acids.
ACGAAAGCAUGUCUCAUAAGUAUUUUUUAUUGCAAGAGACGGAAAAUUUUACUAAGUGAAUUUAAUAAGUUGUCUAUGGAUACUAGAUAGUUUGACAUUUACAAAAAUAUAUGAAAGUGUAUAAAUAUCAAAUAUCGAUUAUUUUGAUGUGAGCCGAAUCACGUCUGAAUAAUUUCUAACAACUACACAAUAUGGCGCUGAUCAUGGACGCCGUAGGAGGAUUGCUGUCUGAAAAUGGAUUGAAAAUAUGUCAGUUGUGGUAGUUUAUUAAUAAAUUAAAUUUUCUGAAAUGAAGUUAUACAUUCAGUCAUUGAGAUAAUUUUGUAUACAUCUAUUUUAAUGAAUAAGAAGUAAUUUUUGUGACAACAGAGACAACUAAUAACGUUGCAGAUGAUGUUUAAAUAGGAGGAAUUAUGUGUAACCUCCUAACAUCAGCCAUGGAGACUAAAGUAACUAGUAAGACUAGUAGUUUGAAAGCUCUUUUGCUACGUGCAUGGAGGGAACGUUGGAGUGAUUUACAAUGGGGUAUUAAUAUCAAAACUAUUUUACCAAGAGGUGUUAGCGGAGAUGUAUAUAAUUUAGCAGACUGUAUAUUACAGCAGGCACUAGUAGGACUUGGACCAAAUCAAUUAGUACUUUCAUAUUUGAAACAUUCUUUAAGUUCUCAGUUGGUCUCCUACGCGGCUGUGUUACAACGAAUAAGUAAAUACGAUGCCUUUCACAAGCCCCAUUGUAUCUUAAGCCUUCUAGAAUUUUUAGAGUCUAUUCAAGUAGGAAUAACGUGCCGUGGUAAACCAGAGGAGGAUCUUUUGGCUGCUGCAGUAUUAUCCAUAGUACAUUGGUUGUUACAGUGUUAUUUGCAUACUUUGACAAAAAUGCCACAAAACAAUCCAUUGACACCACAACCAACAGAAUUGAUGGACAAACCAGCCAGUAUAUUGAAGCAGAUGCUUAGCUCUGAUUUCCUUUGUGCUAUGAUGUAUUUAGCCAAGUAUGAUGACAAAGAUUUGUAUAUAGAGGUUGUAAAAAAGUGUCAAGAGAUUGAAGCACUGUUAAAAACUAGUAGUCUCAAGUCUUCUGUUCCUAUAGAGGAAUCUCUAAAAAAAUUGUGCAAUUUGGAAGUUGACUGUGUAACACUAUCUCCUGAAAUGUCACAAAUGGAAUCUAUAACUCAUUGCCUGCAACCUUUGUUUGCAGUGCAGGUGUUGCUAAACCCUAGUACAGAGACGUCCGUAUUCGUUAAUCAAAUGCUUAUGGUCCAAAGACUUAAAAAUUAUACAAACGCGAGACUGUAUUGUGAGAUAAUUCGUGCGUGUUUAAUGUGUCUGCACAAUGUUACUAGCACGUUUAAAGAAUCGCAAUGGGGCGCUUUCACUUUUCUAAAAGUGCCCCUUAUUUUGAAGGAAUUACACGUGGCGCACACGAAUGGAGACGAUAAAUUGGAAUAUUCACAAGAUAUUCUAGACGCCUUCGAAUUACUACUCCAAUUUACUCCGCUUCUCGACAUAGUGGACACUGCAUGUUCUUGUAACAGCAUAGAGUGUUUGUUAAAUGCCCUGCAGAAAGUCAACUUGGUUACAGAAAAGCUAACGAAACAAUUAAGUGGCAGAAGGGAAGGCGUUACCGCGACGUUACAGAAAUUAGAAUCGUCCACGUCCACGCCCUCCAUUCCUAAAGUAAUCGUACGUGCGGAGCCAACUUUAUCUGGAAUUUUGAAAACCCUCAACGCAGAUUAUACAAAAAUUCACGAGGCGCUACUUAGUAUGUUAUACCAAGUUUUGACUGGGAAGAGCUUCGAAUUGAUGCUGGCGGUAGCUACCGUUGAAGGAAAAUUGAAAACUUUUGUUACCAAAUUAAUUAAGUUCAAUGAAUGCAGCAAGCAAAUAAGUGAACCUGUUCCACCAAAGACUGCAGCAACUAGAGCGAUGUUGUUCGAUAUAUCGUUCCUUAUGUUGUGUUCUAUAGUGCAAACUUAUGGAUCUGAUGCUGUUUUAGAGGAAGGAGAAGGAGACUCCUUUUUCGAACAGUGGGUACGUGAGUGUAUGCCCGAACGAAACCAACCAAAGUCGCCCCAAAAAAUGUUGCAGAAUAUCGACCCUGCAAGGGUGGAUGCGUUGUUAGCGCAAAUCAAUUCUCCAGAAACGGAUUUGAAAUCUAGUAAUAUAAAGUGGCAUAUUGCGUGUCAAUCGGCUAUGGGGGCUGUGAAAGAGCUUCUUUGUGCGUGGGAGAGCGACGUACUUGGAGCUAGUGACGUUAAAAGAGCUCUAGAUGGUUUGCGUGCAACUGCUUGUUGUUUACCAGUUUGUGCAGCGGCUUGGCUUUGUGCAUAUAUGAGUAUUACUCACCAAGAUGCACUCUUGAAACCUCUGAACAUGGUACAGCAUUUCUUAACUCCGCUUCCUGGAGAUGAAAUGCAGGAAAAUCUUAAGGAGCGAUCAAGUUUAAUGUCACAAAUCAUUCGUAAAAUGCAAUAUGAUGUUCAUCCCCCUACACAAUCGAAAACGAAAGUGCUUUCAAUGUCUCAUAGUAUUAUAUCAAGGCAACCUAUAUUGGAGCAAUUAGAAACUGUGUGGGGGAAUAUAAAUCAGCGAGGAUGGAUAAAUAUCCAGGCAACACAAUCUUUGGAAUCUUUGUUAAAUACUGGUGGCUCCUUAUGGUUCGUGACGAAUAUCGUGAAAGAAGUAUUGAAAUAUCGUUAUCAAGAGGAGUUGGACCAAGCAGUAGAUUUAGCGUUCGCCAUUUUUCAUCUCGACAUCGAGAACUGUACCUUAGAUCUCAUUAACCAUAUCAUUCCACAAUAUUUAUAUAACUCUUUACAGAGCGAAGAACUUGUAGAACCACAAUCCUCAGUGUUAGCGAAAUUAUGCGUGUACUGUAUAUUUUCUACGUUAGAAUACAACAAUUCGAAUCCUUCUCGUGGGAACAGUAAAAAACGAGUCCGUCGAGACCUAGACGCAGAUGAACUGGACGCUCUUGGCGUGCCAGCAAACAAAAUUUUAAGAUUAAAUGAGACAGGAGAUUCUAAACCUAUAUUCGGUUCGCAAAGUCCGCAAGCUCAGGGUUCUACUAAUGGUCAAAAAUCGGUUGUGUUGAGGGACCCUCUUCUCUCAGCGUUAAAUGCAUUGUUCACGAUAUUCACGUUUCUAGCUGGCAGAGAUGGUGAAGUAUCUCAGCAGACUCAUUUUAUACUUCAAUUUUUACGUCUGAUGGUACAAUGUGGAAAAGAUAGAACACGUAUCGUGUUACAGGGAAUGCCACAAACAUUGGUACCUUGCCUUCUGAAGGCAUUGCCCGAAUUGUUCACGACUGAUAUUCUGCUAAGGUUUUAUGAUAUUCAAACAGCAGUUGGGAGAAAAGCAACUGCUCGUGAUUUAUGUAUGCUGAGAAAUAUCAAUCUGAAACCCUCAAAAUAAUCUUAAGAUAGUGAGAUAUCAAUUGUAUAAUUAUUUUCAAAUACAUGAAUUUAAUAGGAA